Molecule: messenger RNA, 1929 nt
Organism: Diorhabda sublineata
Lineage: Eukaryota; Metazoa; Arthropoda; Insecta; Coleoptera; Chrysomelidae
Product: ionotropic receptor 75a-like
Exons: 9
Coding region: 1-1929 (642 amino acids)
Cellular component (GO): membrane
Molecular function (GO): glutamate-gated receptor activity
Source: RefSeq, a predicted model, not a curated record
AUGUUUUUUCCUGCUUUUUUUCAUGUUUCUUUCGCGUUUAUUGAAAAAUCAACAGCCGGAAAGAAACUUUUAUUAAUUGAUACGAUAUCGACACUGUUCAUUAUAUUGAUGACGUCUAGUAUAGUGAAUGGUUCACCAAGAGAAGAAAAUCGCGAUGUCAUUAAUUUGAUUGGAGAUUUUAUAGCGAAAUUGAAUGAACCAGCGAAAGUUACUGCUUUUAUUUGCUGGUCUAGAGACGAAACGUUAUUAUUUUCAAAAACAUUAUCAUUCAACAAUAUUCCUUGGAAAAUUGGUGGAAAUUAUAUCGAUGUAAAUGGUUUUUCACCACCGGAGCAUCAGUUUUUCCUAAUGGACGCUGAUUGUGAUCAUUCUAAGCACGUUUUAGGAAAGGCAAAUGGUCUGAAACUAUUUCAGCGGCCAUUCAAAUGGAUCAUUUGGGGUCGUAACGACGAAAGCGAUUUCGAAAAUUACGAUUUCAGAUUGGACAGUCGAAUUUUUUUUAUAGAAAAAGUUGCCGGAAUCUACGGCAUAAAAUUAUGGUAUAAAUUAACCGAAGGCGGCGUUUUAAAAAACGAUUUGGCAACGUGGCUACCGUCCCGAAAAUUUUUGACUUUCGAUCGAUUUUCUUUUUAUAAGAAUCGAUCGAAUCUGAUGGGAAAAAAUUUGACAGCCGCAUUCGUUAUCACCGAUAUUGACACUUAUCAACAUUUGGAAGAUUACAGGCAUACCCACAUAGACGCUCUAUCUAAACACAACUGGCACUUGAUGAAAGUCCUAUCGUCAAUUCUCAACGCGAAAUUCGUAAAUAUUUUCGAAAACACUUGGGGAUAUCGCGAAAAAAACAGCACCUCGUUUUCAGGAAUGAUCGGAGAUUUGCAAACGAAUAAAGCCGAUAUAGGAGGUGGCGGGGCGUUUAUAACAGAAGAGAGGUUAGACGUCGUCGAUUACGUCUCGCCGUGCGUCAGAGUUUCGUUGAAAUUCAUCUUCAGAGCGCCCCCGCUCACGUCGGUGUCCAAUUUAUUCACUUUACCUUUUAGUUCGUCGGUUUGGUACGCCUGCUUCGCUCUAGUCCCGAUUAUUUUGAUUAUAAUAUACGUGAUAGUGAAAUGGGAGUCGAAGGAUGCGGUUUUCCAAAAGGAAGCGAAGGAUAAUAACGUAGCGCCCUUGAGGGCGGCGUGUUCGGACGUUUUAGUUAUGGAAUUGGGGGCUGUAACCCAACAGGGGGCCGAAUCGGAGCCGAAGAGCAACGCCGGACGUAUUGCCACCAUUUUUCUUUUUAUCGCUUUCAUGUUUUUGUUUAAUUCGUACGCGGCUAAUAUCGUCGCCAUUUUGCAAAGUACUACGGACAGUAUAAAGAGUUUGGAGGAUCUGUUGAAUAGUAGGAUGGAGUGCGGGGUGGAGGACAUACCCUACGGACAUCAGUUUUUCGAGAAAGCACAAGAUCCAAUCAGGAAAGCGAUCUACGAACAAAAAGUAGCCCCGAAAGGACAAAAACCGAAUUUCCUAAACAUAUACGAGGGCGUUAGAAAAGUACAACAAGGUUUCUUCGCCUUCCACGUCGACGUCCUCACAGGAUACACAGUAAUCAAAAAUCUAUUUCGAGAAUACGAAAAAUGUACACUGAAAGAACUGAUUUACAUCAGACAUACCGAACCUUGGAUACCAAUAAAGAAAAACUCGCCGUACAAGGAAUUGAUUGCGGUCGGGUUGAUAAGGAUAAUAGAAACGGGAGUUCAAGGACGACAUACCCAUCGGAUUUACACGAAGAAACCGGUUUGCAAUAGCGGCGCUAGCAAUUUUAUGAGCGUCGGCAUCAUGGAUAUUUACGCGGCUUUUCUGGUGUUCGGAAUUGGGGCCGUUGUUGCCGUCGUUGUAUUUUUUUUUGAAAUUUCGGUAUGCCCGAAAUUCGGGUGUACCUUUGAAAAUUGA